Messenger RNA from Acanthoscelides obtectus, 834 nucleotides. NCBI's taxonomy places the organism in Eukaryota, Metazoa, Arthropoda, Insecta, Coleoptera, Chrysomelidae. The record is from the annotation of a GenBank genome assembly.
AUGGAGAUAUUUCUACGCUAUCUAGGCGAUCCAGGCUUUCAGAGCGGAGUAGCAGAAGACUAUGAGAUUCACCGCACUACAGCUUGCAAAACGGUAAGUUUGGUUCUUAAUAAAGUGUGUCAGAAGGCAGAUCACUCGAUUACAUUUCCAACAACUGUCAGUGAACUGAAUGAUGCGAAAGUUAAAUGGCAAUCACGUUUCACAAUUCCUACUGUGAUCGGGGCGUUGGACUGCACUCACGUAAAAAUAAAAAGACCAGGAAGAUUUGUGGACGAGUACGUAAAUCGCAAAGGCUAUACAAGUAUAAAUGUACAAACUACUUGUGAUGCUAGCGAAAAGUUUACAAGUAUAGAUGCACAGUGGUCAGGAAGUGUACACGACGGCAGGAUUUGGAGGCGAAGUAUAGUAAAUGAGGUCUUAUCACAGUUUAAGGGAUCAUUUUGUCUCCUUGGCGAUUCUGGAUAUGGAAUAUCACCAUGGCUUUUAACUCCAUUUAAACCUGCAAUAAACAGACAACAGGAAAGGUUUAACCUAUUACAUUCUCGAGAAAGGGUGACAAUAGAAAGACUAUUCGGACAACUGAAAAUGCGCUUUCCUAUACUCGGCAAUACUGUCAGAGUAUCAAGUGAGAAGGUACCGAAAAUAAUAUUGUGUUGCGCAGUACUGCAUAAUGUAGCAAAAUAUUUGAACGAUGACUUUAACCUAGAAGAAGCCUUUGAAGAUGAACCUUUGGACGAAGUAAUGUAUGAAGACGAGGAAGAUGAUGACAGAAACCCUUUGCGGCGUCUAGGAGUACGAAAACGCGAGGAUAUAAUUGCAGUUUUGAAUUUAUAA